AUGAAUCCUGAAAAUUCCAAUACAAGAGGUAAAAAAAUUCUAGGAAUGUUAGGAAUAAGGAAAGACACUGCAAGCGGAAAAAUCGCAUCUGAUGCGUCUGUGAUACACGAUGUUAUAGAAAGAAUUAUCAGCAAUGUAGAAGCAAACAUCCAAAAAGGGCAGUUGAAAGAAGUUGAUCGUGAUUUUUGUGUAGAAAUGGAAGUCGAUAGAGCAGAAGAAGAAAUAGAUAGAGAAAAUGAGGAAGAAACUAAUUCGGAGUCUGAGCCUUUCUCAGACGACUCAAUUAUCGAUCCUAAUUACGAAGCUGAAUCAACCACAACAACAGACAAUGAACAAGAAGCACCAUCACAAGAUGAAGAGGAAGUAAUUGUAACAAAAAAGAAAACCACAAAAAGAAAGAAGGACCCUCAGGAGUGGAAAAGAAAUAAAACAAAAUUACUAAGAAAUAGCGGACAGGCCUACGUCACACUUAAGAAACGUCAUAUCGUAGAACCUAGACAAAUGAAACCUCCUUGUGGUGAUAAUUGUAAACUUAAGUGUUCAGUUAAAUUCUCUGACGAGGAAAGAACAGCGAUAUUUCGUAAAUAUUGGGACCUCGCCGAUAUUGUCAAACAGCGAACAUUCAUUGUGACACUGAUGCACGAAAUACUUCGAGAUGACAAUAAUUCCAUUUCACGUAAUGGUAGAAACAAACGAACCAACAAUAACAUUUUUUAUCUUUUCAAAGAUAAUCAAAAAUUAAGGGUUUGUAAGGUGUUUUUUAUUUCAACUUUGGGAAUUACCACUCGCUGUAUUCGAAGCGUGAUAUCUAAGAGAAAAGAAGGACAUUUUGAAGAUAAAAGGGGUAGGCAUGGAAAUCAAAAGCAAAUACCGGACUUAAAGGAUGAUAUCCGUAAUCACAUUUCGUCAAUUCCUAAGAUUGAUAGCCACUAUACCAGAGCUCAUAGUGAAAAACAGUAUAUUGAAGGCGGUAAGACCUUAACCGAUCUAUACCGAGACUACAAAAAUCUAUGUGAGCAGGCCGGCAAAUCCGUCGCAAGUUUAACAACAUACAGGGAUAUUUUCUAUUAUGAAUUCAACUUGGCUUUUUUUGUCCCCAAAAAAGACCAAUGCCAAAAGUGUGUUUCCUAUGAAAAUGUGGAUGUUGACGAGAAACAGAGAAUGGAAGAAGACUUUUUAUUACACCAAAGAGAAAAGACGCUAAGCAGAAAGGAAAAAGAAGCAGAUAAAAAAAAAUGUAGUGAAAAUUACAGGGUUAGUUGUUUUGAUUUGCAGGCUACAUUGCCAACACCAAAGGGCGACGUUUCAUCAUUCUAUUACAAAUCGAAACUCUCGACUUACAAUUUUACUGUGUGUGGUCUUACUCAGAAAGGACAAGGCCCUGUUACGUGUUUUAUGUGGCACGAAGGACAAGGCAAAAGAGGAGCCAAUGAAAUUGGCUCCUGCUUGAUAAAAUAUUUACAACAACAGAGUGAAACUUAUGAUGGUAAUGACUUAGAUAUCGUAUUUUAUUCUGAUAAUUGCUCAGGCCAGCAAAAAAAUAAAUUUGUUUUAGCAGCUUACUUUUAUUCGGUAGCUAAGUAUAACAUUAAGUCAAUAACGCAUAAAUAUUUGGUGACCGGCCACACACAAAACGAAGGUGAUAACGUUCACUCAGUGAUAGAAAAAAACAUUAAGAGGGCACUAAAGUCUGGUCCAAUUUAUACACCAGACCAUUACAUGAUGUUGGUCAAAGGUGCAAAGAAGACGGGUACUCCUUACAAAGUUGAAGAGAUGAGCUUUGAUGAUUUUUUUGACUUAAAAAAAUUAACUACGCAAACUUCUUUUAAUUAUUAUAGGGACAGUUCUGGCGAUAUUGUUAAAAUGAAUGAUGCCUGUGUUUUUAGAGUAGAGAAAAAUUCUCCAGAUAUUUUCUUCUACAAAACUUCGUUUAGUCAAACUGACUACAAAAGUGUAAGCAUUAGACAAAGAAAUACGCGAACAACUGCAGCCUUCGACUCUUUCGAAACUGCUAAUCUGGAAUGUGCGUACCAAGAUGUUAUACCAAUUCCAAAAAAAAAAUUUGACGACCUGAUGGAUUUGCUAAAAAGUAAUGCCAUUAAAAAAUGUCACAGUCACUUUUAUAAUAGCCUGAAAUAUGCCAAAGACUAA
Messenger RNA from Phaedon cochleariae (mustard beetle), 2151 nucleotides. NCBI's taxonomy places the organism in Eukaryota, Metazoa, Arthropoda, Insecta, Coleoptera, Chrysomelidae. The record is from the annotation of a GenBank genome assembly.